Coprinopsis cinerea okayama7#130 is the source of this 1425-nucleotide messenger RNA. RefSeq lists its product as hypothetical. Bases 1 to 1425 code for a protein of 474 amino acids. The record is from RefSeq and is a predicted model, not a curated record. NCBI's taxonomy places the organism in Eukaryota, Fungi, Basidiomycota, Agaricomycetes, Agaricales, Psathyrellaceae. The transcript has a single exon.
AUGAUUCAGGGAAUCGAUGAUCCAGAAUUUCUCAGGCAGAGAAAGUUUCUCAAGCGACUUGCACAUUACGCGCCCCUGGUGAAGCAGAUUGAUUAUCCUGCCCCGUGCCUAUACACCCCCGCCAAGAAACAAAGGUUCUUUGAUCACCACUCCUUGAACGAACUUUAUGUCAACACUGGUGGUCUCCGACCUCUCUUCCCAAACGUCACUGCAGUGGAGCUCCCCUGUUUUAUAGAACGACCGAUGGAGACUGUCUUUUACCCGGCGGUUGUCCUUGGCCAGUCGGUGAAGGCGGUUACACUUCUGUUAGAUGGCACGGACGGCAAUGAGGCCACGGAGGGAGACAAUCUCACUCAAGUCUUGGAUGGUCCGCAGUGGGCGGCAAUCGCAGCUCGCCUUCAACCACUAGCUGCUAACCUCACGAGUUUCUCGGUACGCUCUGGCAGCUUCGAUGUCAAGAGGGGGUAUUUCCGUAUCCCUUCCAUCGAGAAAUUGUGCAACCAUUUCACAUCCUCUCUGGCUCGCUUGAACGUGGACUGUCUGGCCCUCAGUCCUCAAACUCUCCUCGCCCUCACCCAUCUCGACUGUCUGACUGAACUUUCUCUCUCUGUUUGCAACAUCCCUUCCAACUUUACCAUCGACAGCCUUCAUUUUGCCAGGGUAAAAAGCUUGGACCUCGAUGUUAGGUCCUUGCCUGUAUGCCUCGACCUUUUACCCGCCCUUCACCUACCGUCCCUCGAAACCGUUAAUUUCGAGUUCAGCCUCUCGACUUUGCAGACUGUAUCGCUGGAAGAGGUGUUUAAAGCUUUGGCCCACAAUCGUGCGAUACCCCACCUCUGUGAAGUCGAAUGCACAAACGAAUCCCGAUUCGACCAAGGUUUGUUUGAAAUCUCUGGUUCUACGUUCGACUCGCUUCUGGACUUCAAGAAAAUCAAAUCCUUCCACAUACUAGGGUGUUCGAUUCCUGAGCUGGACAAUAUGGACCUUCUACGGAUCUUCUCAUCAUGGCCGGCCCUCGAGGAGUUCUCCCUUCAUCGCGAUCUGGCUAUCGGUUUGGAGAUUUACCGGGGCAAACUCACACUCGAAGGGGUCCAUGCUGCACUGCAGCAUUGCCCUAAGCUCCACUCUCUCGACUUGCCAUGCGAUACCCGACAGCUACCAUCCUUCUACUCCAACACUCCUCCUCACCCAUCUCUCAAACGAUGGCAACUGUACAACUCGCCUAUAACCUCGGGUCGAAAGGUUGGGGAAUUCCUUCGCCGGUGCUAUCCACAAUUGGACGCAACAGGCAUCGAGUAUCUGACGGAGUACGAAUUCCGGCUCUCGGGUGACGAUGAAGAGCUUACGGAUGCAGAUAUCGAAGCCGGUGCAAUGCUUGACCAGUGGAACGAUGUAUCGCUUGUGUUGAGAGGGAAAUUGGUUUGA